CCCGGCCGGCCGGGGCUGCGGGCGCCCGGCGGGGCUGCUCCUUGCCGGGGACCGAGGUCCUCUCGCGGGGCGCCCGGGGCUGUCGUGGGGGGAGGGCGGCGAGAGGCCCCUCCGUCGCCGGCCUUACCCCGGCCGGCGUGCCGGCACCAAGCAUGAGCGAAGGGUCCAUGAGCAAGGCAGCCACCAUGGAGAUCCCCAUCCACGGCAACGGAGACUCCAGGCGCAUGGCCGAUGACGACGGCUUGGAGCAGGACUUGCAGCAAGUGAUGGUGUCGGGGCCCAACUUGAACGAGACCAGCAUUGUCUCUGGAGGUUAUGGGGGAUCGGCCGAGGGCAUUGUCCCCACCGGGAUCAUCAAAGGCUCCCUUGUUCCAUCUCAUCCUCCCCGAGGACCACUCAUCUCCCCCAGCCCUUCAGCUGCCAGCCGCAUGGCCAGCCCGGCUCCCAUGGCCACAGGCUCCAACUUGCACCAGCCCCACCCCAACCCAGCCAUGACGGGGGAGGAGGCAGCAGCGGCAGCUGCUGCCACGCGGGGAGUGGCCGUGGAGAAGUUUGACAUUGUCAGGAAAUGGGGCAUCAACACCUACAAAUGUACCAAGCAGCUGCUGUCAGAGCGCUUCGGACGCGGCUCGCGGACUGUCGACCUGGAGCUGGAGACCCAAAUUGAGCUGCUGCGUGACACCAAACGCAAGUACGAGUCCCUGCUGGGCCUGGCACGGGCCCUCACCAGCCACUUCUACAGCCUCGUCCAGACGCAGCACGCCCUGGCGGACGCCUUCUCGGACCUCAGCCAGAAGUCCCCCGAGCUCCAGGAGGAGUUCGGAUACAAUGCCGAGACUCAGAAGCUGCUGUGCAAGAACGGGGAGACCCUGCUGGGGGCCGUCAACUUCUUUGUCUCCAGCAUCAACACCCUGGUCAACAAAACCAUGGAGGACACCCUCAUGACGGUCAAGCAGUACGAGACGGCCAGACUGGAGUACGAUGCUUACCGCACAGACCUGGAGGAGCUCAGCCUGGGGCCCCGGGAUGCCAGCACCCUCUGCCGCCUGGAUGCCGCCCAGGCCAACUUCCAGGCCCACCGCGCCAAGUAUGAGAAGCUGCGGGCGGACGUGGCCGUCAAGCUGAAGUUCCUGGAAGAGAACAAGGUGAAGGUGAUGCACAAGCAGCUGCUGCUCUUCCACAACGCCAUCUCGGCUUACUUCGCUGGGAACCAGCAGCAGCUGGAGCAGACCUUGAAGCAGUUCAGCAUCAAGUUGAAGAGCCCCGGGGCCGACAAGCCCUCCUGGCUGGAGGAGCAGUGAGCAGCCCCCCCACCCCCCGCCGUGCUCCUCCCGCCCUUCACGGACUUGG
Pseudonaja textilis is the source of this 1350-nucleotide messenger RNA. NCBI's taxonomy places the organism in Eukaryota, Metazoa, Chordata, Lepidosauria, Squamata, Elapidae. The record is from RefSeq and is a predicted model, not a curated record.